AUGGCUGAGAACCAGCACGAGCGAGCGUAUCACAAGCAAUCCCAGAUCUUCCAGGGGCGCUUCCUUAGAAAGGACAACGCGCGAUGCCUCCGCUUCUACAAGUCCAUCGGCAUGGGCUAUCACACACCCAUAACGGCGAUCAACGGGACCUACAUCGACAAGAAGUGCCCCUUCACCGGCAACGUCUCCAUCCGCGGACGCAUUCUCCGCGGGGUCGUGCACUCCGCGAAGAUGCAGCGCUCUAUCAUCGUCCGUCGCGACUAUCUCCACUUUGUUCAGAAAUACAAGCGCUACGAGCGUCGCCACAAGCACGUCGCUGCACACCUUUCGCCGUGCUUCCGCGUCAAGGAGGGAGACAUCGUCACCAUUGGUGAGUGCCGCCCCCUGUCGAAGACGAUCAGAUUCAAUGUUAUCAAGGUCGAGCCUGUCAGCGAGGCCGCCAAGAAGCGCUUCUCGCCCUUCUAG
This is a messenger RNA of Giardia duodenalis, 465 nucleotides long. Its product is annotated as Ribosomal protein S11. Bases 1 to 465 code for a protein of 154 amino acids. NCBI's taxonomy places the organism in Eukaryota, Fornicata, Diplomonadida, Hexamitidae. The record is from RefSeq and is a predicted model, not a curated record. Gene Ontology annotation, molecular function: structural constituent of ribosome. Gene Ontology annotation, biological process: translation. The transcript has a single exon. Gene Ontology annotation, cellular component: cytosolic small ribosomal subunit; ribosome.